Botrytis byssoidea is the source of this 1007-nucleotide messenger RNA. RefSeq lists its product as uncharacterized. Bases 217 to 921 code for a protein of 234 amino acids. The transcript is spliced from 6 exons. NCBI's taxonomy places the organism in Eukaryota, Fungi, Ascomycota, Leotiomycetes, Helotiales, Sclerotiniaceae. The record is from RefSeq and is a predicted model, not a curated record.
ACUUUGCAAUACAAGUAACAAGCGAACACUACUAGCGGGGCCUUAGCGAGGCAGCUUUGCACUUGUAUUCCCCCUCCUUUCCUUUAAAGUCGCCCAUCUUCUCAGUUCAGAAUAAUUUAAAUCAUCAACUCUUUACAAUACCAAAACAUUCACAGACUUCAAACAAACAUUCAAAGACGUCAAAAAAACAAUACAUUCUAUCUUAAAUCAGCAGUAAUGGCUUCCCAAGUCAAAUUCCUCGUCGCCUUGUGCUUCAUUCUCAUCAACGUUUUGGUUAAUGUCCAAGGCUACGAAUUUACCAUUGGUCCUCAUGCCGAUGUUGAUAUCACAAAGUUUGAGGCCACAAUCACUGUCCCUCCAUUCUCUAAAGUCGGCAUACAUAAAUUCGGAGCAGGUUGCACCAAUCAAGCUCACAGUUAUGCUCAUGAGAAUCGUCUCAGCGAUCACAACCCUGGUAAAUGGGAAGUGGAUAUGAUGCAUGGUACUGGUGGUAUUGCCACAGACAACAACAUUUUGCCAGGCGAUAAGAUUCACAAUACUAUUGAGUAUGGUACCGACACUCAUGUUUCUAUCAACAAUGUCACUAUCUUACCUGGUCCCCAAAGCAUCAGCGCCGGUCAGAAGACAAGAACAAAGACUGAUGUCGUAAACAUUCCACAAGAGGUUCCCACUGCUGGAAAGUUGAACAUUGUGAGACUUUACUUCCGUCCAAGUGCUGGCGGUGUUUGGGAUUUUGGACCAAUUGUCUGGGAGAAUGUUAUCAUCACUUCUCGAACAACUGAUUCCUCGUGGUGCAGUGACAGCUGGAAAAUCAGUGAUGAUCUUAAGAUCACUGGUGGUAACAAGUUUUGGGGAGAAGGGGACCAAACAAUGUGCCAGUAUGAUCGUAUGACAUGGGAGCCUUCUAAAAAAGACAAUUGAUUCGCGGGUAGUAGUACGGUACAAAACAUGGUGAAGGUGAUCUGGACUUACGGGAUAGGCAAUAUUCAUCUCGUGGGAUAUUCUGG